Molecule: messenger RNA, 942 nt
Organism: Helianthus annuus (common sunflower)
Lineage: Eukaryota; Viridiplantae; Streptophyta; Magnoliopsida; Asterales; Asteraceae
Product: plasminogen-binding group A streptococcal M-like protein PAM
Exons: 2
Coding region: 1-942 (313 amino acids)
Source: RefSeq, a predicted model, not a curated record
AUGCAUAAAGAGCAGAAAUCUUUCAUGGCGGCUCAGAAGAAAUUUUUCAACGAUGAGAAACGUCUGGCUCAAUUGAUGGCUAAAUUAAAAGAUGAUCAAGCCAAGUUUGAGGCUAAGCGCAAGACUAAGGAAUGGUCUGUUGCUGGUUGGAAGAGAAGGGCUGAAGCUGCUCUCCUUUCUGAAGAACGUAAAAAUUGGAAGAAAAUUUACGAAAAAGAUAAUGCUGAGAAAGCCAACCUUCGCACUAUUAUUAGUAAUCUCAAAGCUGAUGUUGAAAAGCUGAAAAAUCAAGAUGCGGAGGUUGAAAGAUUGAAGAAGGAGAAGGCUGACUUAGAGGCUGCGCUGACGGAGGCGCGUUUUCAUAGGGAACGGAGUGAGCAACGGGAGGUACAAGCUUUAAGCACUCUUGCCAUUAGAGAUAAGGAACUAGAGGAACUUACUGCUUUGGUUUCUGACCAGGAACAACUGAAAAAGGACCUGGAGCUUGCGCGUUCCGAAAAUGCUGAAUCCUCACGCCGCUUAACUGAGGCUGAAGAGAAACUGGAAAGUUCGGAAACGGCGCGGGUCUCGGCGGAAAGCGAGCUUGAGCCUUUAAAGAACGAUAUGACCUGGUUGAAGGAUCGUGGGAUUGCUUGUGUUGCUGAAUCUGUAUUGAACUCUAAAGAACUGGAUAAGACUGUUGCUGAUUUGGUGGUUGCUGCGCGGCGGGAUGGUUAUGCAGAAUGCUCCCAACAUGUAAAUAGUGCGCUGAAAGUUACUUGGGAUGAUAGCAAGUCCGCUGCUUUUGGCGUAGAUACUGCCGCUGCGCUUGCUUCUCUGAAGGCAGAGUUUAAUAAUUUACAACUUCCAGUUAUGGAGUUGAUAAAUGUGGCGCUGCAGUCGGAUGAUCCGAUAACGCAGCUUAAAGAAAUCUUCCCUGAUGAGGAUGAAGAUUUAGAGUAG